This is a messenger RNA of Calypte anna (Anna's hummingbird), 738 nucleotides long. RefSeq names its product dispanin subfamily A member 2b-like. Lineage: Eukaryota; Metazoa; Chordata; Aves; Apodiformes; Trochilidae. The transcript is spliced from 2 exons. Gene Ontology annotation, cellular component: plasma membrane. Gene Ontology annotation, biological process: negative regulation of viral genome replication; type I interferon-mediated signaling pathway; host-mediated suppression of symbiont invasion. The coding region runs from base 80 to 496 and encodes 138 amino acids. The record is from RefSeq and is a predicted model, not a curated record.
UCCCCAGCCCCGUCCCGCCCUCUCCACCGUCCAGGAAAAAGUUGACGGCUCCGGCCGCUCCGAGCCCUGUCCAGCCGCGAUGGAGCGCUGGAGCUCACCGGGACCGGCGAUAUCGCCCUACAAGCCGCUGUCCGAGGGGCUGGACAUGGAGGACCUGCCCCCCAGGACGGUGGUGACCGUGGAGCAGCCCCCGCUGUCUCCCCCUCCCCGCGACCACCUGGCCUGGUCCCUCUGCACAGCACUGUACUCCAACAUCUGCUGCCUGGGCUUCCUGGCUCUUGUCUUCUCCAUCAAGUCCAGGGACCGCAAAGUCCUCGGAGACUUCAAGGGGGCCCUCAGCUAUGGCUCCACCUCCAAGUACCUGAACAUCACUGCCCUGGUGCUCAACAUCCUCUUCAUCAUCGUCGUCAUCAUCGUCCUGGUCACCACUGGCAUCAUGGCCAGGGUCUACUACCAGCAGGAGCAGGAGAACCAGCCCUACCUUGGCCCCUCUUAGCCCUUCCCCUGGAUCCCCCCCACCGCCUGCCAGAAUGCCCCGGAGACCCCCAGGUCCUGUCCCAAUUUCCUCACUGCUGGAAGUCUCCAUGGAACCCUCUCCAAUAGUUCUUUCUGGAAGAGCCUGGAGACCCCUCUGCUCCUGCAGCUUUGUAGCCCCAAGUGCCUCUACAAACAAUCCCUAAGGAGAAGCUCCUCACAUGGGGAAAAUCCUAUUACUAAUAAAAUGUUGGUUCACUUCUG